GGUAUUGGCUGGGGUGGAACAGUCCUGUAAUGAGUAGAUUUUAGAGAGACGGAGAGAUAGAAAGAGAAACAGCGAUAGGCUGGAAAAGGCAGAGUAGGACGGAUGACUUAGUGGAAUCGAGGAUACAGCAACAACCCAGAUUGAGGCCGGUGCUGAAAUGGAGGAGACAAAGAGGAGAGGAUGUUUUUCCUCCUGCUGCUUCUCUUGACAUCUUCAGAGGAGAGACUCUUUACCUCAGAGAGGAGGGAGGAAGGUUUGACACUGGACGUAUUCUGAGCAUCGUCUGUGUUGUUAUGGUGCUUAGCUUGUUUCGGGCCCGGCCAGGAAGACACAUCUCCAACUUCUCCCAUUUUUCUGCCAUCGUACCAGUGCAGCAGCAUCCGCGUCUGUGUCGGUGCGGCAAGGAUGCUGGGAUGCUGUAAUGUCUAAUUGAGCUCAGUCACUGCCGCUGCCACUCCGUGGGCCUGUGGGACUGCCGGAGAAACCUAGGCCUCACUUGCCUUGAGCGCCCCGCCGCACGACGGAGACGACAGGCCAACCAGCUUUUGGGCUGCAAGGAGGGAGUCGUGGGGAAGGAUGAGAGGCGCUCUCAGGUCCCAUGCCCGUGGGAAGCAACGCCACAGCAGCCGCUUUCGUCACUCCAGAAUCCUCUCUGUGGCUUUAAUUGCUCCUGCAACAUGAAGUGACGCUCCUUGGAUGUCUUCGUCUGCUUUACAGCCAGGACUUUACACCUGAUAGAAGAGGAAGAGUCUGGAGGCCUGUGCCUUCAUGCUACCUGCUUCAAACAAGGCCCAGUCAGUCUUCACACCACCUGAGUGAGCCGGCACUUUUUCCACUCUUUCUUGACAUUCUAAGGAUUUGCCUAAACCUGUUUCAUGCAUGUCCACUGGAGGCAGGUUUGACUUUGAUGAUGGGGGGUCGUACUGUGGGGGGUGGGAACAGGGUAAAGCCCAUGGCCGAGGGGUUUGCACUGGGCCUCAGGGUCAGGGCGAAUAUGCUGGGACUUGGAGCCAUGGCUUUGAGGUCCUGGGUGUGUACACGUGGCCCAGUGGGAACAGCUACCAGGGCACCUGGGCACAGGGUAAGCGGCACGGCAUCGGCGUGGAGAGCAAGGGCCGCUGGGACUAUAGAGGGGAGUGGACACAGGGGUUCAAAGGACGUUAUGGGCAGCUGGAGAGCACGGCCAGCGGUGCCCGCUACGAGGGGACGUGGAGCAACGGUCUGCAGGAUGGAUAUGGCACUGAAACCUACUCGGAUGGAGGCACGUACCAGGGCCAGUGGCUGGGGGGGAUGCGUCAUGGCUAUGGCGUGCGGCAGAGUGUGCCAUACGGCAUGGCGGCCGUCAUCCUCUUCCCCCUACGAACAUCCAUAAACUCUCUUCGCUCUGAGCACAGCCACGGCCCCCCUGCUGUGCUGGAGGACAGCACCGCCACAACGCCCACAGAUGGGGUGGUGGCAGGGUUGGCCGGCAGCCCUGUGGGUCGAGGUGGGUUUGCUCUGACCGCUCCCAGUGAGGCAGAGCGGCAGAGGAAGAGGAAGAACCGCUUCCGGCAGUCCAUCCUGAGUGGCCUGAAGCUACGGCGCUCCGAGUCUAAAAGCUCUCUCGCCAGUCAGCUCAGCAAGCAGAGCUCCUUCUGCAGCGAAGCUGGCAUGAGCACUGUUAGCUCCGCAGCCUCCGACAUACACUCCAACGCUAGUGAGAGUGAACAGGGGGCCCCUGUAGACGCUACGGUUACAGAAAUGUACGCUGGAGAGUGGCGUAGUGACCACAGGGCUGGCUGGGGGGUGAGUCGACGCUCCGACGGCCUGCACUAUGCAGGUGAAUGGGCAGGCAACAAGAGGCACGGCUACGGAUGCACCACUUUUCCUGAUGGCACCAAGGAGGAGGGGAAGUACAAGCAGAAUGUGCUGGUCAGUGGCAAACGUAAGAACCUUAUCCCACUGCGAGCCAGUAAAAUCAGAGAAAAGGUGGACCGGGCUGUGGAAGCAGCAGAGAAGGCCGCGGACUUUGCCAAGCAGAAGGCAGAAAUCGCCAUGUCAAGGAUGAGCCACGCUCGUGGGAAGGCAGAAACAGCUGAGGGAGUUGCUCAGAAGGCAACGGAAGAAUGUCGACUGGCCCGGAUAGCUGCCAAAGAACUCUCACCCUCUUUUCACAUCUAUGGCAACGGACUGGAAUGUCAGCGGCCAAAGCACCAGGAUGUCAAGGACAAAGACCACGAGGUCAUCUCCACAGGAACUGAUAGUCCAGAGCUGUGCACGCCGGACACUACGCCGCCCGUGAUAACGCCUGAGCUCAGCCCCUUGCCUAGCGUACCAACGUCUCCCCCUCACAGCCCCCUCAAGCAUGGCCACCGUCCCAGAAAUGCGUGCUUCAUGAGGCAGAGUGCCGUGGAUGAUCAAGGCGGGGCGGAGAUUCAGGUGCUGGUGGAGGGUAGGGGGGUGGAUCUGCCAAAGCGGGGGGCCAACAAGUGGACUGAUGACAUGUAUCCUGAUCGGGGUAGCAGCCGCUCCACAACCCCCUCGCUCCUGGAAGAGCAGGAAGGCCAGAUUAACGGCCAUGAGCAAGCACCUGUGUCCAAUCACAAACCUCGGGACAAGUCCCAGACAAAUCACAAGUCCCGAGAAAAAGCUUCCUCCUACAAAACGUGGGACCACUCCAACCAAAAGCUCUCUAAGCAUGCUUCUUCCAAUCACAAACCACGGGAUUACUGCUCAUCCAAUCACAAAACAUGGGAUCAUUCUUCCACCAAUCACAAGCCCUGUGAGCAUGCCUCUUCCAACUACAAGCCCCAGGUGCACAUCUUAUCCAAUCACAAGGCCUUGGAACACAACAUGUCCAAUCACAAGACUUCUGAGCAUGUUUCUUCCAAUCAUAAACCCCAAGAUUAUAUUUCCUCCAAUCACAAUGCAAAGGACCACGUCUCCUCUGGUUAUAAGCCUCUAGAGCAUGUCUUCUCCAACCAUCACGUAAAGCAGCACAACACUUCCAACCACAAGCUUCAUGAGAAUGCUGGAAUCGACCAAAGGCUUGACUGCCUCACAGAGGCCUGGACUGCUGAGAGCACCCUUCGAUGGAGCCCCGCCCACACGCGCCUCACGGAGCACGAUGAGGAGAGGAUGAAUGACUAUACGGUUGAUAUGCGGCUCCAGUUUCCAGACUCUCAGACACCCAGGGGGAUGGGUAAAGAGUCCCCGGCACCCAAUAACAGCAAGCUGCGAUCUCGAGGCUUAAGGCCGGUCCGAGAGGGAUCGAUGGACUCUGUGCAGAUGCUGGACAACCUGAAUGUGGCAACAGAGCUGGAGGAGUGGCCACUGCACAGAGACCUCACCCUCUCACCACCGCUCAAGUCUCAGCCCAUUACUCUGGAGCAGGAAGGAGAACGCCUCAUCCUCAAAUCAAACUCAGGCUCCAGCUCUAUCCUGGUGGUUAUGGUCAUUUUACUCAAUAUUGGAGUAGCCAUUCUUUUCAUUCACUUCUUUAUUUAAGCUUAUAUAGAGGUAUGAUCUCAAAAGACUUAUUGAUAUAUGGUAUAUUAUAUUAUUACUGACAGACUUCCUGCCUAUUCAACUGGAGCCCACAGCCCAAGUGAUGGACACAGAAGAGCCUUUCUAUUGUGAUCACCUUUGUUAUUGCCAACCCACUUUCUAUGGCAGUUCUGUCCAUUUCAACAUGCUUUUGUUUAACUCCAAGCAACAGAGGUUCUUUAUCCAACUCCGUCACAUGAAGGUGCAGCUCCUAACUUCUACGUUGUUUAAGGUCACAUGCAUGGUGGUUAGUCGACGACUGUUGCUCCUUGUUCCACAAAUCUUCCAAAUUCUGGCUGUCUGAAGCAACACUGCUAACACAUACGUACAUCCUCCUUUUUCUUUAUUUCUUCCUCUUCUAACCUGUACUCGCACUAUGCGCUACAUAAAGAACUAUGCUGCAAGAGUAGAUCCAUUUUAAAGGGCUCUGUCAUUCUGAGUUUUGGUUCUCUUUCAUCACAAACUCACACACAGCAGUUGCAUGAGGCUGUGUGGGUUUUAAGUGUGUUUUAUAUCCCUUUAACAUCAUUUCUUUGUCUUCAUUUGUGCGCACUUUGUCCUGAAGAUCGCAGAGAUUUGGAAGGUAGUGCCAUGCAACUGCACAUUAAUCUAGAGGGAAACAUGCAUUAAUUACCAAACAUAACCCACUCCUGGCGAAUAAUACGAUCUAGAAAACUUCUGCAUUUAUUAUAAGUGAAGUGGAAUUUUAUGUCAACAUGCACAUUACUUCACAUAGUCACUGCGGACAUACAGGCCAAUCCAGCCUUGCCCAUUUGUACAGCCUUGAGACUGUUAUGUUAUGACCACUAAUUCUACUAUAAUAUAUGUAUGUCUCAUUAUUGGAGUUUCUUACUUUUGCAGUUUGCAAGACUGAGUGAAUGCUGAGUGCCUCAUUAUUUUCUUUUACAAUUUGUUACAAACCCAAAUAAAAAAGGCCCCAAGACGACAGGCUCAGAACAGGCAAAAGGAAAUCCUACACUUUUCCUUCCUCACACACUCUCCUUCACCCUGAAAUGGCAUGCACUGUUUUGUCUCUCUGCUCCCAGUCCCCGUUUUUGGACCAGUCAAAAGGAAAAUUGAGUUUUUACGGUAUACUAUAAUGACACAUUGUGGGCCGGAUGAGAUUUUUUCAGCAUGUUUGUUUAGCCUGCUCAAUCUGGUGUCCGUUUGUUACCUGCUCCCGCUCCUCUCUGUGAUCCAGCCACAUGAGCAACAUAUGAGACAUGGAGAGCAGUGUAAAAUAAAAAGCUAGCUUUUAACUCUCAGUGGAUACGGAACAUGUCCUGAGUUUAUGAAUGAUAUAAAAAGAAACUCUCUGCUACUGUAUGUUUUCUACUUCGCACCCUUUGGCAUCACCACGUUGUGACAUCAUUGCAUGCCCAAGCAUGCUCUUUCUUACUCUUUGGUUAAGAGGUUGUUUCGAAGUUAAUGUGGAGAAAAUAAUGAAAUGUUUGAAAUGAAGUUAUUGUGUGUGGUUUUUUUUCCUCAAAUGUCACGUUACUAGUUCGAAGUUACACUUUCAGGCAAUGUUCAUAUUGUGGGAACAAUUGCUUGGACGAAAGGUGGUGCAGAAUGAACAGCAAAACAUUUCGUUUUGUGAUUUUCACUGGACACGGGAGGAAUAGG
Messenger RNA from Synchiropus splendidus (mandarinfish), 5151 nucleotides. It is a transcript of the gene jph3a, whose product is annotated as junctophilin 3a. The record is from RefSeq and is a predicted model, not a curated record. NCBI's taxonomy places the organism in Eukaryota, Metazoa, Chordata, Actinopteri, Syngnathiformes, Callionymidae. Bases 880 to 3486 code for a protein of 868 amino acids. Gene Ontology annotation, biological process: regulation of synaptic plasticity. Gene Ontology annotation, cellular component: endoplasmic reticulum membrane; plasma membrane; junctional membrane complex. The transcript is spliced from 5 exons.